GUAAAACGAAGUAAAGAGACGCCAAGAAAAACGAACGACGAAUGAAAGCAAAAUGCUUUGUUUAAAAUGUUUAUUCUUUAGCUCUGAAUCGAUUUAAGAUUUAAGUGUUAAGACAGACACUGAUCGUGGGUAAAAUUGGGUCUAGGUAAUGCAACACGUUGGGCACUCAUAACAGUUGUACAAUAUGGGAUUUUAUUGUUGUAUUUUUUUAUUUUAUUUUUAAUGACGCACAAAGGAUCCACACUCCAGUCCGAUAGAUGGCGGUAAUAUCAUCCCACCUUUCAAAUCAAGUCAUCCGAAGAAAAUGUUGUUAACGCCACCUUCCUGCGACGACGAAGCUGAUUAUACGCUACCGUCGCUAUUCGUCUGUCGACAACGAUUGAAAGAGAAAAGGGCUUUCUGAGCCGUUAAAAUGGGGAAAAGGGAGAAAGGGGAUCGAGAGAAGAAGUCCAAAAAGCGUUUCUAUGAGGAGGACGAAGAUGAAGACGACGUGGUGGGUGGCAAGUCGCAGGAUGCCAUACCAGCUGCUGCGGGGAAACAAGUGGAUGAAUCCACCACCAAGAUGGAUGAAUAUGGAGCCAAAGAUUAUCGUAGUCAGAUGCUUCUAAAGAAUGACCACUCCUCACGACCCCUCUGGGUGGCUCCAGAUGGACACAUCUUUCUUGAAGCCUUUUCACCAGUAUAUAAGUAUGCGCAGGAUUUCUUGGUGGCCAUUGCAGAGCCGGUGUGCAGGCCCAGCCACAUCCACGAGUACAAACUAACAGCGUAUUCACUGUAUGCAGCAGUCAGUGUGGGGCUGCAGACUUCUGACAUAGUGGAAUAUCUGCAGAAACUCAGCAAGACCUCUGUGCCGGAUGGAAUUGUGCAGUUUAUUAAGCUGUGCACUGUGAGCUAUGGCAAAGUCAAGCUGGUGCUCAAGCAUAACAGGUAUUUUGUUGAGAGCACAUUCCCUGAUGUGAUUCAACAUCUCCUGCAGGACGAAAAGAUCCGAAAAUGUCGCCUAUGUGCUCCUGAUGGCACAGACGGCGAGUUGAUUACUGAGGUCAUCCACAGCAAGUCAGCGAUCUCCAAGUCUGUUGAGGACAAAGGAGGUCCUUCCACCUCACAGCAGCCCGCUGAUGGUCAAACUUCGGUCCAACAGGUCCCUGAGGACAUCUUCAGUUACUAUGAACAGAUGGAUAAGGAGGAAGAGGAGGAGGAAGAGACUCAGGCCGUGUCGUUUGAGAUUCAACAGGAUAUGAUUGAGGCGCUACAAAAGCGCUGCAUUGAGCUGGAAUACCCGCUCCUUGCGGAGUACGACUUUCGGAAUGAUACAGUCAACCCAGAUAUCAACAUCGACCUGAAGCCGACUGCUGUACUACGACCCUAUCAGGAAAAAAGUCUGCGUAAGAUGUUUGGCAAUGGACGCGCUCGCUCCGGAGUCAUUGUGCUGCCCUGUGGAGCGGGAAAGUCUCUAGUGGGCGUGACAGCAGCGUGCACAGUCCGCAAACGUUGCCUGGUAUUGGGUAACUCCUCUGUGUCAGUGGAGCAGUGGAAGUCCCAGUUCAAGAUGUGGUCGACUAUCGACGACUCUCAAAUAUGCCGCUUCACCUCCGACGCCAAGGACAAGCCCAUCGGUUGCUCGGUGGCCAUCAGCACCUACUCUAUGCUGGGCCACACCACCAAGCGCUCGUGGGAAGCUGAGAGGGUCAUGGAGUGGAUGAAAAGCCAAGAGUGGGGUCUGAUUAUCCUCGAUGAAGUGCACACUAUUCCUGCCAAAAUGUUUCGAAGUGUACUGACCAUCGUCCAGGCACACUGCAAACUGGGCCUCACUGCUACUCUAGUUAGGGAGGAUGACAAGAUUGUGGACCUCAACUUCUUAAUUGGGCCAAAGCUUUAUGAAGCCAACUGGAUGGAGUUGCAGAGCAAUGGCUACAUAGCCAAAGUCCAGUGCGCAGAGGUGUGGUGCCCGAUGUCUCCAGAGUUUUACAGAGAGUACGUGGCCAUCAAAACUAAGAAGCGCAUCUUGCUUUAUACCAUGAAUCCCAAUAAAUUCCGGGCUUGCCAAUUUCUCAUUCGCUUUCAUGAGCGGCGCAAUGACAAGAUCAUUGUCUUUGCUGAUAAUGUCUUUGCCUUGAAAGAAUAUGCAAUUCGCCUUAACAAGCCCUACAUUUAUGGGCCAACCUCCCAAGGGGAACGUAUGCAGAUCUUGCAGAACUUCAAACACAACCCAAAGAUCAACACAAUUUUCAUCUCCAAGGUUGGAGACACCUCAUUUGACUUGCCAGAAGCCAAUGUUCUCAUCCAAAUCUCCUCUCAUGGUGGGUCACGGAGGCAGGAAGCCCAGAGGCUUGGUCGAGUUUUAAGAGCCAAGAAAGGAAUGGUUGCAGAGGAGUACAACGCAUUCUUUUAUUCGCUGGUGUCUCAAGACACCCAGGAGAUGGCAUACUCCACCAAGAGACAGAGGUUUCUAGUGGACCAGGGCUACAGCUUUAAGGUGAUCACACAGUUGGCAGGAAUGGAGGAAGAAGAUUUGAUGUUCUCCACCAGAGAGGAUCAGCAACAACUCCUCCAAAAGGUUCUGGCUGCAUCUGAUCUGGAUGCUGAGGAGGAAACUGUGGCAGGGGAGGUGGGCACCAGGCCACAGUUUUCACGGCGAACAGGGACCAUGAGCUCCAUGUCUGGUGCUGAUGACACAGUCUAUAUGGAAUAUCAGGGCAAAAGCAAAGCGUCUCUGGGCAAGGGCAUCCAUCCGCUCUUCAAGCGCUUCAGGAAGUAGAUGGGCUGACUUUACCAUUAGCCACUGGAAGGUGGCGUGAAGAGGCCACAGCGGUCAGCACAUCAGCCUCACACUUCCGAGGGUGGGAGUUCAAAUCCGGGCUUCGGCCUUCCUGUGCGGAGUGUGCAUGUCCUCCCCGUGCUUGCGUGGAUUUUUCUCCAACAUUCCCAAAACAUGCGUGCAGGUUCAUAGACGUCUACGACAAUCUCUUGUAGUAGCAACAUGUGACCACUAAUGGGAGACAUUGACCUUGUUAAAACAGAUCACGUUACUGUUCCUCGAGGACCGAAAGGAGACAAAAUAAAUGUAGAAAAAAAAAUACCCGUCCCUUUAAUUGAAACUAUCUGCACCCUAUUAAUAUAUAUAUAUUAUAAUUAAAAAAAAAAUAAAUUAAUUCUAAUUCAUUGUUUCAAUCAGCUUUAUUUGAUCGUCCAAAUUAUAGAAAAAAAAAUGUUUUAGAUGGUAAACGUCCAUAAAAAUAAAAACAAAUACCAAUAUGCAAAAUAGAACCUGGUCGUAAACUAGUCUUCACAUCUUUGUGCUGUUUAAUUUAGACUGAAUACGAAAAUCCAUUUAUUUCUUUAAAAUGUUGCCAAGCAUAAAUUCAACACAGAAAAGUAUUGUAUGUGCACCGUGUAUUAGUAAACAUUUUUGGAGAAUUUAGCUACAGUACAUCCUAGGGCAGUUAUUUCUGCUGAGAAACUGAACAAUUAAUACUAAUCUUUAACACAAACAUUGGAUAGAAUAUGUGCAGAUAAGACACGAUAGUAGACUAGUGAACUUGCAUGCAGUCAGUAUUCCACAUCAUUCUUACAACUGUAUCAUAUUUAAGAUUAAUUUGUAAAUAAAUGCUAAAUGGCAGUGUGUCAUUUUGGAUUUAUCCCGAUACAGUGGGGAACCUAUGAAUGUACUAAAAGCUACAAUUAACAUCAUUUAAAAAUAUAAUACUGAAAAUGAAUUUAAGAUAAAGAGCCGGACUAGAUAAUGU
This is a messenger RNA of Phyllopteryx taeniolatus (common seadragon), 3746 nucleotides long. RefSeq names its product excision repair cross-complementation group 3 (gene ercc3). Gene Ontology annotation, cellular component: transcription factor TFIIH holo complex; nucleotide-excision repair factor 3 complex; transcription preinitiation complex. Gene Ontology annotation, biological process: nucleotide-excision repair; transcription initiation at RNA polymerase II promoter. The coding region runs from base 413 to 2758 and encodes 781 amino acids. NCBI's taxonomy places the organism in Eukaryota, Metazoa, Chordata, Actinopteri, Syngnathiformes, Syngnathidae. The transcript has 15 exons. Gene Ontology annotation, molecular function: DNA binding; ATP binding; hydrolase activity. The record is from RefSeq and is a predicted model, not a curated record.